CGCGCCUACAGUGGCGGAAUCGAACGUCCCCAUGCGCACACGGCGCACACGAGACGACGGACGGGAGAUAACGGUUUCCUUUUUAGCCCCUUUCUCCACUCAGACAACAAGAACACAACCACACCAGUAUUGUUUUUUUUAGGGGAACUUACACAGUCUUUCGCUCUCAAAGGAGGAGGGAAGCGAGGGAUUGUAGCAGGAAGUUUUUUUUUUUCUUCUUCUUUUUUUUGUCCUCCUCUCUUUCUCUCAAAAAGAGGAUUCCGUGUUUUUUGGCGGUGAAGGUUCGUUCUCCGCUCUCACCGCAAACAUGAUGGUCGGAGAGGUCGAAGUGAAGGAGCGACCGAGGCCGAGUCCCGACUAUUUGAUGCAAUUGUUAAACGAGAAGAAGCUCAUGACGAGCUUGCCGAACCUCUGCGGCAUCUUCACGCACUUGGAGAGGCUUCUGGACGAGGAGAUCAACAGAGUGCGUAAAGAUAUGUACAGCGAUUCAGUGAAUGGCCUUGUGGAAAGACACCCGCUGGAGCUGCCUGAACCCCUGGGCCCCAUCGUUCACCUCCAGGAAAAACUGUUUGUGCCUGUGAAAGAGUACCCAGAUUAUAACUUUGUGGGGAGAAUUCUUGGUCCCCGGGGUCUCACUGCCAAACAGUUGGAAGCAGAAACGGGAUGCAAAAUCAUGGUGCGAGGAAAAAGCUCAAUGAGAGACAAGAAGAAGGAGGAGCAGAACAGAGGGAAACCUAACUGGGAACACCUAAAUGAAGACCUUCAUGUCCUUAUUACAGUGGAAGACACCCAGACCAGAGCUGAGAUCAAGAUGAAAAGAGCAGUGGAGGAGGUCAAGAAACUCCUCGUACCUGCUGCGGAGGGUGAAGACAAUUUAAAGAAGAUGCAGCUGAUGGAGUUGGCUAUAUUAAAUGGGACAUACAGAGACAACAAUGUCAAAACACCCACCCUUGCUUUCUCUCUUGCAGCGGCGGCAGCAGCCGCUCAGGGCCACCGCCUCAUAGCGGCCCCCAAUGGUCAGGUGUUGCCUCCCCAGGCACUCCGACCCCCAACUCCAGCUGGGGCCCCCAUCAUGAACCUCAUCCGGCCUACUCAGAUGGCUGCCAUGCUGCCCAAUGGCACCCCCACCCUGGUGCCUCCCACACCGGAUGGCGGGCUAAUCUACACCACCCCUUAUGAGUACCCUUACGCCUUGGCACCCACCUCCCUGCUGGAGUACCCCAUCGAGCACAGUGGGGUUCUAGGUAAGAGAGCCUGGGGAAGCAUGGGAGCAGGUACAGCGGCCGGCUUUGGCCAACCUGGACAGGAGGGCAGCUUGUUUUACCACGGAGCUGGGGUGCUGGAGGCACCUUCCAUGAGCCACAGUCAGGACUUGUUGAAAGGUGCAAUGGCUACUAAAGUGAGACGGCAUGACACGCGGGUCCAUCCUUACCAAAGGAUUGUGACCGCUGACAGAGCCGCCACCGGCAACUAACACAUGACCUUCUGACCUCUGAACUCUUCACCCAAUGACGAGCCGCCCCAAGCCUGCCUGCUGAUCAGUUAACUGGUAAUUGCCUUUUGCUAGCCUCUCGGACGCAAGUGAGAGAGAGAGAGAGCGAGAGAGAGCGAGAGAGAGAGAGGCGCCUGCCCGUACAGUUACCCUAACACGUUCUGACAAAAAAAUAGAAACCAACGCAGAAUCUUCACUGAAAAACACAACAAAAACCCAACAAAAGUUGUGUAUUCAUAUUUUUUUCUCCCUCUGUUCAUUGAGUUCAAUUCCCAUCCUUUCUUUCUUUUUCUUCAUGAAUCACGUACUGGGUGGAUGUGUUUGUGGUAUUAUUCAUGAAUCUGCACUGAAUUAUAAAGCAAUAACGACCCCACCCUGCCUACCAACCCCUCCUAUAAUUACUCUGAUUUGGUGACCUCACUUGUUUUAGUCAAAAGUUGAACAUCGACAGUGUGUGACGUAAACCGUUUGGUUUGUAAGAACAUAGUCACCCUUAAACGACCCUCAACCCCGCCCCCUCGAAACCUAUUAAUGAGAGCGCCUACCUGCUCCCACAACCUUUAAACACCCACCCUACCGCAAGAGAAAAAGAAAUGGAAGGAAAGAGAACAUGCACUCACAUUAACGUGUUUAAUUUCUGUCAUUUUUCACAUGUAUUUCAGUUGUUGAGCUCUAUGUUGUAAUUAUGAGCUGACACAUUCUGGGUGUGCCCUUCUAAACGGCUUCCUGUCUGUUUUUAAAAAAGCAUGGCUGAAAUGAUUGCAGAUGGAGCUUUUUAUGAUUUAUGUGUUGUUUUUUUUUCUCCUGUCUUGUUUUAAUGCUUUUUCUUUUUGAGUCAUUUUCUUCACUUAAAUUAGGUUCUUCUGUUCAUAUUUGACUAAUUAGCUUUGCUUAAGUAGACUAGCUAAAACGAAGCAGAUGCUUAUCUCUUAAACUCGGAACACGAUCUAACAUUUGAGACGAGGUGCAGAAGCGUAGCCGUUACGAAAGGCGAGAUGGGGAGGUCACUAUUGGGGUGGUCGGGUUUGCGUGUGCGCGUGUGUGUGUUUUAAUUAAUACUACAUUGAAAGUAGGGUGUGCUGAGGCUUUGGGGACAUUUGGGCAGGGCUUACUAGCUACUGACCGCCGCUACGCCCCCAUCCACACUACAUCCACUAUACAGUGCCUGAUGUAUUAAGAAUAAUAUCUCAAUGAGUUAGCCGAGCUGUGAUCACAUAGACGGAAAAAAACCAACAAAAAAAGACAAAGUUAAAAAGAGAAAAAAAAAGUAUUGUGUGCAUAUUUAGCCAAAGGGUUUUCCAGUGAAUUAUAUAUCUGCAAUUAUGCAUCUGUCUCACAGAGGGCUCUCUUUGGGAUUUUUGGAGCUUGGAAGGGUGUGAACUUUUGUUGCCUGACUUCAGCUGGAACAGCCAGCCAGUCAAUUGGAUGAUUUUUGAUGCAUUACUGGUCAGUUUUUAUUUUUUUUAUUUUUAUUUUUUCCCUCCCUGGGAUGAAUACAGGCAUUUAACACUAAAUUAACAUGCAAUUCAAUUGCAGAACAUUAUUAACAGGAAGGACACUUUGAAGUUUUGUGCAUAAAUAAUUCUAUCAUUAUACCUCUCCUCUAUAUUGAGCUCUCUGAUCAAUGUCAUUGACAAGCAAAUGUUUAUUAUUUUUUCAUUUUUUUCCAUUUUAUUGUUGUUUUUAAUUUUUGAACUUUGGUCCUUUUUUAUGCAUAAUUUUGUAUAACAUGGGGCACUAGGUCAAUGCCUAAGCCUUCCUGCAUAUUAGACACUGUUUGUUUUGAUUUUAAUUAUUUUACUAAUGAAAUUUACACAUGCCAAACCAUCCAAAAGUGCAUCCACAAUGUGUCACACCUCCCUCUGAUCGUAGUCUAGGUUCUGAGCCCACAGUCCUUUGUUCAACUCUCUCAAGAAAAAUAGGAUGUGAAAGCCAUGCCUGCCUGUUCAAAUUGCUUUAUACAUACGUCAAUAUAUAUACGUAUAUAUACAUAUAUACAUAUAUAUGUGUGCAUAUAUAUAUAUAUAUAUAUAUAUAUAUAUAUAUAUAUAUAUAUAUAUAUAUAUAUAUAUAUAAAAAUGUAGAUACCUGUCAUUGCAUAUACAAAUAAAUACAGAAGAGAACAAAAAAGAUAAUUUUACAGGGUGCUGGAGAUGAAAACAAUUGAAAAAUCUAUUUUUGGCAAUUUUAGCUUUUGAUACUUUACUUGCAGUUAUAAAAUAAAAAAAAUAAUAAUAAAAAAAAAGUUUCAAACAGUAUAGAAGGAGAAUAGUAAAACUGAGUGGGUGAGGAAAAAGUGCUGUUACCUUGAAUAUGAUCUGGAAGGAAGACGAAGACCAAAACCGUCGUGACCCCUGGAAAGCUGACGAGAUCAGAGCGAGACAGACGCCUGAAAGGAUCAAAUCAAAGUGCCUUAUCAACAGUGGUUUCUGUUUCCUAGUAUUCCAGUAGUGUUCAGUAAUAUCCAGCACCCACCAAGAUGGCGCAGAGAGGAAUGGCUAGUGUUACAUGCUCUGAAUAGUCGAGCAGGGUAGCUCCCACCGUAUCGUGGUGUUACCGCAGUUAUUCUAUGCAAAAAGAAUAGCAGUCGUUUUGACCAGCUAAAAUAUGUGCCAUGGUUUUGUCUUCCUGAAAAGAUUUGGUUUUUAUUUUAUUUUACUUUACUGACGGCCCUUUACUCUGCUGUAUAAGGCAGGUUUUUGUGUUUUUAUUUAGAUUUUAUCAUAUGAAAUAUUGUCUUGAUUUCUUUCUCCUUUUUUUGGUGACUGUGACUAACUUCCUUGAACAAAUUGAACUGCCAAUAGCAACCAAGUAGUCUGCCAGACCUUGUUUUGAUCCUGAGCUGAGAAAAAUACAUAACAUUCAAGGAAAUGAAAUAGGAAAGCGGGGUAUCCCCUCCGGUGGCGAUGCGCCCGUUUGUUUCAACAGUUGAAAACUAAAACCAUCCAGUCCAUGUUUCUGCGUGUCAAUUUGAGAGCAAACCAUCAAUACAGCAAUGAGAUUUCUAAUGGACAAAUGGAGCGUUGGGUAAUGAAACAAGCAUCUGUUUCACAGCCAAAUAGUUUUCAGUUAUUGAAACAACUAACACUUCAUUGCUUGAAGGUCAAAUGAUAUUAGAUUGAGGAAUUCUUAGAUCCAAUAUAACCCUUGGCUCUAUUCAUAGCUCUUUCAUCAUGCUGUUACACCGAAAGGUCAAUGAAAUGUUCUUUUUCAGUGUUAUUAUUUUAAAUUGAAAUGCAAUAUUAAAGUGGAGCAAGAUGGCAAUUCAGCAUUUGACAGUAUUAAGAAAAUUCCCUCUGCAAUGUUCCAACUUGCUAUGUCAUUGUAAAAGGCUGGAUAAGUCCAUCAGGUGAAAGGUUGACUAUACCUACCGUAUUCUCUCUGGCCUGCCUACUACAUGUAUGAUAAUGUAAUUAAUAGCCAUUGUUACAGGUUUAUAAUGUAUUUUUCUAAUCUCAUUUUAUAUGUAUAUUAAUCAUGUUUCUGAGUGUUUUUUUUUCUUUUUUUUUUUUUUAAAUGAAACCAACUGCAACCCCCCACCGCCCCUCUAAACAGCCCUCUCUUCCUCCCCCUCCCACCUCUUCUACAUCUCAAACUGUCUCUUGUGGGGAGUGUUGCCUUUUUCCCUGUUAUAUUUUGUUUUCUUGCCAAUUCCCAGCUUGUUUAACUCAUUAGCUACUUUAUUAGUUUUUCUUGUCAUAAGUAUUUUUACAUGCUUGCAUUUAGUUUUCAUGGUGUAUGCUGUUAUUUUUCUUAUUAACCUCUUGGCAUUUAUUUUAAUAAAACAUUCUUAGUACGAAUUUUACUAACUUGCUGAUAUUUUGUCUUGUGUUUUUAACCAGUUUCAUGAAUGUAUUACCUUGGUCUGGUUCACGGACUAACACGAUUAAAACCCAGUGUUUUUUGCCACGACUUCCACUGACUGACGAGCACAUGACACCAACACGCGCACAAAUCCACUGUGCUUACACACACACACAACCUAACUGGAACCUGCACGAGUUGAUAAAACGUCCCUCACUUCCGCUCAGGCACUCUCUGCUGACACUCAUCCUCGCUGCGCUGCUGUGUUUGGGCGUCUCCCUUCGAGACAACUCCUCUGAGUUAUCGCGUCCUCCCGUCACUGACCCCCCGCGAGACGGCGUGGCGUUUGAGGCGUAUAAACCGCACGUUGCUUCAGGUCACUUGAUAUCUUCCGAGCCAGCUGUUCUCUCUUGAACGAGGCUGAUUAAAAGGGAGAUUUGAUUGUGCACGGGUUAUUCUCUAAGUCAAAAACCCCUAAUCCCUAAAGAUAAAACGCCAUUACCCAUAAACAGCCUUUUCUUUACUUAUUUAUUUUUUUUACUAACCAUUAGUUUGUGCAGCACUAAUCACAAUCUGUGCAAAAAAUACUGCACAUCAGUCAUCUCAAAAGGAUUAAUUUUACUGUGAAUAUGUAGAGCAGAACAUCUCAUCAGUACACAUAAAUGCAGGGAGUUAUUUACAACUGGCACUCAAGGCAGAUUUAUAGAUGACAGUUGUUUGAACAUCUAAAGCGGUGCCUUUUUUCCCUUCAUUGUAUCCCUGGCUUAUUAUGCCUGAAUAGCUGUACAACAGUUAUCCGCAGCUUUUAUCUGCUCAGCGAACCCCUCUCCCGAUUCACUUUAUUGACGUAACCGCUAAUACUGGGCCAUUUGGGAACGUCUAUAAUGCUUAGACACACACCAGUGCACCAUGCCAAUACGAAGUGCCUUGGGAUCAAAACAAUCUUACUGUUUCGUUCUGUGUAAAAGCUGAUAUGGCCACUGCUUAUUGUUAUUUCGGGGAGUCUUUUUCUUUUUCUGCCUGAACUGCUGCCAAUCAGUGUUACCCGUCUCUGGGUUCGUCCAGCUUUCCUCCUUCCAUUAAUUCAAGGUGUUGACGCACAAGCAGAAGAUUAACUUAAUUAAUCCUGAUUAUUACUUUAACCCUCUGAGCAACGAGUCCAGAUUUGUGUUUUUUUUCCCUCCUUUUUUAAAAAAAAAUGCACAAAAAAACAAGUGUUGCAAUAUUUAAAUGUCUCAACAUGCACAGAACAAAGAUUAAAAGUGUCUAACAUCUAAUUUAACACCUCUAUUCUCUCUAAAAUUAUCAUUGCCUUUGAUCUGAAGGCUGACUAUUUUUAGUUUUUGUUGUUUUAACCUCAAAACAACUGCUUUUACGCAGCAAACGGGCACAGGCUGGAUUGCAGGCACUCAAAUUGCCCCCCCUUUUUUUUAUAUAUAUUUAGUGUGAGGCCUUUUUAUUCAUCUGGGAUCGGCCUCUAAUGUUUUUCAUUGGCUGCUCUGCGGGAUAAUGUAGCUUGGCCAGCCAUCCGGAUUCUUUUUCAUCUUUAAUAAAGAGAUUCAAUCUGGCUCGUCUGGAUUCAACUUGAUUUCGAGGGGGUGGUACCAACAGCUUGCAGAUUAAAAAAAAAAAAAAAAACCACCUCUUCAUGCCAUUAGAUCGGUGUACAAACUAUCAAUGACACAAAAAGCAUGUGACAUCAGCGGGGUGACAUCCAAAGUAGUGCAUUAGGGUAGGCCUGUUUUGCAGUGAAAACCUUAAUAAGACUUGUGAUUGGUUCGGUAUGUUCUGUAUCAGACCAAAUGAAAUGGCUGUGAGCAAGUAUUGUUGCAAAGUGAAUGCUUAUGGCUGGCCGGGUUAACCGUCGUGAGCAGCUUUAUCUGAAAUCCAUCCAUUACUGGCCGAUACAGUCACGCUGCCAUGUAAAGGUGUGAGAUCGUCAGUGGCACCAAGUUAUUUCCUGAAGCACAAACCACUGCCUAAAAUGUUGCAGCUGUAAGUAGAACAUUUGUUUUUCUGUGAGAUUGGGAGAUUCAGUUUAUAAAUAUAAAUAUAUAUAUAUAUAUAAAUAUAUUUUUACUUUUAUCACUCAAGUGCCAAUUUUCCAUCUCCCUUUUAUCUCACCAAAAGCUAAUUAUGGAGCACAACACUUUUUUUUAAAUUAUAAUUAUUGUUUUUUAAGUGCAUAUUUUUUUUUAAUUUGGAACGUUUUGACCAAGAAAUUGGUCAAUGUUGUUUCCCGUCAUAAAACUCUUGACGGGUCCUGUUUUUGAUUGGAUCCACUGAGAACUUAACGUUUCUCUCUGACUGGACCACAGUUUUUAUACCGCUGCCGUCUCCGGCAGCGCUCUCGUGCCUUUCCUAAUCUGUCGCAGGGCAUUCAGCAUAUUUAUCUACUAACUGCCUUUUCACCUAUUAAUCUUUGACCUUUUUUUUUUUCUUUCCUUCUCCUGUUUAACAAACAUUCCUCCAAUGAGUUAAACGGCGGGUUAAUCAGUCAGUAUUUGUCUCAGAUGUAGUACUCAGGUGGUUGGUAAAUGGUAAAAGCUACCAAAAUAAGGAAUGAGAAAAUGUUAACCCCACUGGAUUUUUGUUUUUUCUUUGACAGUGAUGAAUAUGCAGUUAAAAAUACAAUAAAAUUUUCCUAAAACUAUAUCAAUAUGACUAUAUACUGUAAGUUCAUCAUUCAUAUAGUGGUGCACUAAUAUCUGUGAGAUUUCUUCUUUUUUUGUGGAGUUGUAAGUUUUCAUGUGAAGUAGUCUUUAUUUCGUUUUGUGUUGCCAUGUUUUUAUGGAGGAUUAGACUUUUGAUUAGGGUGUCAAACAUGUAAUGCCAGUUUUUGUUGCUCACGCCAAAAACAAGAACAAAUGUUAAGUGUGCAAUAAAGAACCAUAUUUACAAGCUUC
This is a messenger RNA of Cololabis saira (Pacific saury), 8202 nucleotides long. RefSeq names its product QKI, KH domain containing, RNA binding a (gene qkia). Gene Ontology annotation, molecular function: mRNA binding. NCBI's taxonomy places the organism in Eukaryota, Metazoa, Chordata, Actinopteri, Beloniformes, Belonidae. Bases 308 to 1474 code for a protein of 388 amino acids. Gene Ontology annotation, biological process: regulation of mRNA splicing, via spliceosome. The record is from RefSeq and is a predicted model, not a curated record. Gene Ontology annotation, cellular component: nucleus. The transcript has 8 exons.